Molecule: messenger RNA, 778 nt
Organism: Rhizophagus irregularis DAOM 181602=DAOM 197198
Lineage: Eukaryota; Fungi; Glomeromycota; Glomeromycetes; Glomerales; Glomeraceae
Source: RefSeq, a predicted model, not a curated record
AACACAUAAAUAUGUAUAUUUUAUUCUAUCUUUCUUAGAAAAAUAAUAUAUACUAAAAUAAAUAUCUUACGAUUUACUCUGAUCCCACGUUUUUAAAUUUGAAGUAAUCUACCUGAACAUGUUUUGUCUAAAUAGCCUAGUAUUAGUUUUCCUGAUCUUUCUCUUGUUUUUUAUUAUUGUUUACUGUAUCAUCAUCUCCUUCAUCGGUAAUUUGAAGAUUCGGCGGAAGAUUAUGAUUAACUAUUUCAGCAAUAAUUUUAUUCUCAUUACGCGAUUGUUUCUCGUCCGCUUCACGCUCAUUUUUAUUCUUAAGUUACUGAAAUUCUCAGUUCUUACAAUAGUAACCGAUUUCAAAAUGCGAAAAUAAAACUUUAAAAGCAAGUUAAAUAUUUUGCUUCUUCCAUUGUGAAUCUUCCAUCAAUCAAUAAUUUCUUAGUAGAUAGUUUAGUAUCCCAAUCCUAAUGCUAUCAACCACAUUAUAACUCUUCCCAUUCAAUUCAAAUCCUUUUUCUCUGGAAAUUUGUGAUGCUAAUUGGGCACCCAUUUCCUUAAAGUCUUCGGAUUCAGUUAGUACAUUGGACAACGUGGAUUUACCACCACCAGUACGACCAACUAUUGUAAAUUCUCCUGAAUAUUUUCAAGUUAUUUUUUGACUUAGUACCAUUUUGCUCAUAUUCUUUCGCAGUUGUUUAUAUUAAUUUACUAUUAGAACACUCAAAGAAAUUCCAAACUGAAACAUUUGCUUAUAUCUAAGUAAAUAAGUUUGUUGUUAUUGGAG